Molecule: messenger RNA, 7813 nt
Organism: Oncorhynchus keta (chum salmon)
Lineage: Eukaryota; Metazoa; Chordata; Actinopteri; Salmoniformes; Salmonidae
Product: myotubularin
Exons: 16
Coding region: 151-1974 (607 amino acids)
Biological process (GO): muscle cell cellular homeostasis; dephosphorylation; negative regulation of autophagosome assembly
Cellular component (GO): plasma membrane
Molecular function (GO): phosphatidylinositol-3,5-bisphosphate 3-phosphatase activity
Source: RefSeq, a predicted model, not a curated record
UGACAAUCGUCCAAUCCGCGUCAUGACAGCUACGCACGUGACUCUGGGUGAAGUUAUUCCUGAGAGAGCGGUGCAAAACAGACUGACAAAUCCAGGAACGGAGAAUUGCAGUUUGUGUAGUCAGUGGAAGAAGCACUCCCCUGUAGAGUCAUGGCCUCUGCAUCAAUACCAGUCUACAACCGCUCAAAUAACCCCCUGGAGAACAGCUCUAGUCAGAAUGCAUCCAGAGAGAGUCUGAAGAUGGAACCACUGGCAGUCACCCUACUGCCCGGAGAGGAGAGAGUCAUAGACAAAGACAUAAUGUACAUAUGUCCAUUCAGCGGACCUGUCAAAGGCAAAGUCUUCAUUACUAACUACAGACUGUACUUCAAGAGUGCAGACGCAGACCCGUCGGUGACCCUGAACGUUCCGCUGGGUGCCAUUGGCCGGGUGGAGAAGAUGGGCGGAGCCUCCAGUCGGGGGGAAAACUCAUACGGGCUGGACAUCACCUGCAAGGACAUGAGGAACCUGAGGUUUGCGCUGAAGCAAGAGGGCCACAGCAGAAGAGACAUCUUCGAUAUACUCUUUAGAUACGCCUUUCCACUAUCCCACGGCCUGCUUCUGUUUGCUUACCUGAGUCAGGAGAAAUAUGAAGAGAAUGGCUGGAGUGUCUACAAACCCAUGGAAGAGUUCAGGCGGCAGGGCUUACCCACUGACAAGUGGCGUAUCACGUUCAUCAAUGACAACUAUGAGCUGUGUGACACCUACCCCACUAUACUGGUGGUUCCCUUCAAAGCUACAGAGGAAGACCUGAGGAAAGUGUCUACCUUCAGGUCGAGAGGACGCAUACCGGUCCUAUCCUGGAUCCACCGUGAGAACCAGGCCGUUAUCUGCCGCUGCUCCCAGCCCCUGGUGGGGAUGUCUGGGAAGAGGAACAAGGACGACGAGCGCUACCUGGACGUGAUCCGGGAGGCCAACGGCACUGCCAAGCUCACCAUCUACGACGCACGGCCCAGCGUCAACGCCGUUGCCAACAAGGCCACGGGUGGGGGUUACGAAGGAGAUGACACUUAUCAGAACGCUGAGCUGGUGUUUCUGGACAUACACAACAUCCACGUCAUGAGAGAGUCACUGAAGAAGCUAAAGGACAUCGUCUAUCCCAACGUAGAGGAGUCACACUGGCUGUCUAGUCUGGAGUCCACACACUGGCUCGAACACAUCAAGCUCGUCCUCUCUGGAGCCAUCCAGGUAGCAGAUAAGAUAUCGGGGGGUAACUCUGUGGUGGUCCACUGUAGUGAUGGGUGGGACCGGACAGCCCAGCUCACCUCUCUGGCCAUGCUGAUGCUUGACAGCCACUACCGCACCCUCAGGGGCUUCCAGGUGCUGCUGGAGAAGGAGUGGAUCAGCUUCGGACACAAGUUUGCCUCUAGGAUAGGACACGGGGAUAAGAACCAUGCAGACCAGGAUAGGUCUCCUAUCUUUGUACAGUUCAUAGACUGUGUCUGGCAGAUGACCAAACAGUUCCCGACAGCGUUUGAGUUCAACGAGCGGCUCCUAAUGACCAUCCUGGAUCACCUGUUCAGCUGUCGCUUUGGAACCUUCCUCUACAACUGUGAGAGCGCCAGGGACACCAACGAGGUACGGUCUAAGACAGUGUCCCUGUGGUCGUUGGUGAACAGUGACUCUACUUCCUACCUGAACCCCUUCUACACUCCUGAGUCCAGUAGGGUCCUCUACCCCGUAGCCAGCAUGAGACACCUAGAGCUUUGGGUGACUUAUUACAUCCGCUGGAACCCACGCAUACGACAACAGCAGCAGAGUCCAGUGGAACAGCGUUACAUGGAGCUCCUGGCACUGAGAGAUGAAUACCUGAAGAAACUAGAGGAACUGCAGCUCACUGACUCCUCCCCUAACUCCUCCCACCUAUCAAAUAGCUCUGCCUCCAAUGCGGCCUCGCCCACGCAGCACAUCAAUCACCUGCACACCCCUUUCUGAGUGGGGUACUCAAACACACACACGUGAGUGUGUGUUUGUUCGUCAGGGUUGAGGUUACUUCGAUAUUAAUUGAGUCAAUGAAUCAAAGGAAAUAGAAUUCCUAAUUUAAGAGUUGAAAAGUGAAAUUUAUUCCAAAUAGGAACUUUACCGAUUCUUGAAUUAGGAUUUAAAUUCACUUCCUGAAUCGACAUGUAAUUUGACCCUGACAAAGACACAAGAAGUUGUUUUUUUGUACAUAGCGUUAGUAAAGUAAUAAUGGAGAUGAUAAAUAACAUGGAAAUCAUGACGUAUGACCAUAACAAAAACGUAACUAUGGUGAUUAUGCAAUAUGUCACAGUACAGCCUUUUGACAACUUUUGUAUAACGUUGUUUUUUUUCUGCAAAAACAGAGAAGCCUUAAUACGAAAUAAAAUAAAUACUCAGUGUGUUGUAGAUAAACUAUAAAGGACGUGUGAAGGGUUAAAACUCAAUGGCUGCAUUACGAUUCUUUACACUUUACAUAGUGUGCACUCAUUUACUCCCCAUCAUGCUUAUGCAUUGCAUCGGUAAAAGCAGGCUGGAGGGAGUUUCCAUCGUAUUACUCACACCAGUCCAUUCUGGGGGGUGAAUGAGUGCACACUUCCAGAAGAGUAAAAAAUGGGAACAUAGCCCCUGCUCCUCUUGAACUCUGUACACUGUGUCAACUCCAAGACCUGAAAAGGACAUUGUUAAACUGUUAUGACAAACAAAAAGAGAAAGUUUUGACUAUUAGUGCAUUUGGCUGACUUAAAUCAGUGUGCACCUGUACAGAUGUCCUCAAUAUGAGCAAUACCAGUCCAGUCAACCAGUUAAGUUUGGAUAACAAACUAGAGUAAUAAGUUGGGUAACUCCCAUAAGUUGGGUAAGUACAAACCCUGCAGUUCCCCAGUCCCAACUCGCUUAAAUUCUCUGAAUAUCUGCGUCCUUCAGUUUAUUGCAUACAUUCGUAACAGCCCUAAGUCCUUGCAUUUAUCAGGGGUUGUCUGUAGUCCACUCUGAGAUGUCCAGUGGGCCUAGUAUCCCCAUGUAUUUUACUGUAGAAGGUCUUUGGAGAGAUAUGACACUGAGUUGUAUUGGUUUUUAUUCGAGGAGCUGUGAGUUUUAUCUCCAACAAUGUCCACCCUAGCCUGGUCCCAGAUCUGUUAGUGCUAUCUUGUGAACUCAUGCAUGUCAAGUAUGACAAUGACCAUAGGAAUUGGCAAGAAAGCACAAACCGAUCUGGCACCAGGCUAGGUCCACUCAGUCAGUCCAAUAAAGUUCUGCAUCAACAGGACUCUCAUUUUGCCAACCUAAAACUUGAGAACCUUAGAACCUGUCACCUUAAAACCAGUCAAACUCCUCUUGGCAUAAACUUAAACCUGAAAUCCCUAAUGGUGAAACUGCCACGUCCAUUUGCGAUUAUAACAACAAAGAAGUUACUGCAAACAACUAAUUCUGGUUAUUUCCCUCCGACAUCAUUGCACAUGAAUAGAAGCAUAUGUAAUGCUUUUUUUUUUUUACCACGAUCUGCAACGCUCCCCAGCUCUGCUUCGUCAACAAAACAAAAACGAUAACAACGGCCGUGGGGCGGACAGAGGAGCUGUUUUGCCUACUGCUCAUUCCGUCUUUAAACAUUUGUCUCAAAACAUUUUAUCUCAGUCCAGGGAGCAAAAUGGUUUAGAUCAAGUUUGCUUGAUUUUAAAGGUUUUAGGACUUCCACAGAGUAUUCUCCAAAAGACUAUGGGCAGGAAAAAGUUAUUUUGACAAGAGCAACAACCAGAGGUGAGGUAAGAUCGGUGGAAAAGUCCAGAAUAGUUUAAAAACUUUCAAGGGACAACAAUAAGGUGUCCCAAGUAUUCUCAGACAAGAUACAGUUCUUUGGACAAUAACUACCAUAGAGUUUGAGAUACGAUUUGGGAUAAGAUUAGUAAAAAGAAGUCUAGAAAUGUUUAGUAACUCUUUUUAAAGGGCAGGUCCAGUGUUCUCGGGACCGCUGGUCGGGUCCAGUUCUGUGCCUUUGACCACCUGAGGUUCAACCUCAGGUAGACGUUUUGUACCCAAACCAGAGAUCUGUAUAUAAUGACAUGCUCAUGUCUCUGCCCCAGCAAUGGGAGUUGUUGACCCAAAGGCAGGAAGGCAGGCGACAAGCUUAGGUCAAAAAUUAGCCCAUAAAAAAACAUUGGGCAAUUUUUGAAAUAUAUUUUGGCAGGAGUGAAACCUCUCGCUUCACCUCUUCCUCUCUGCUCAAACUAUACAUUUUGUCUUUGUUAUCGUUCCUCUGUGGCGGGGAGAAAGGGAAAGAAAGCACCCGAUUUGGUUGUGGCAGGAAAAAGGAAGCACCUGAUUUGUUGUGGCGUAGGAAAGUCCAAUCCUGAUUCGUCGUCAGGGGGGAGAAAGAUGGGGAAAGGAAACUGUUGAUGGGUUGCUGUGGGUUCGUUUUGGUGAAGACUCUUCGUGUGGGUUACGCUUGUUUUAAAACGGUCACCAUACUGGAUAUGGCAACGCCAUACAAGAGAAUGAAUAGAUAUGACUUCGAAGGCUUGUGCGGGGUCACCCAUGUUGAAAGGUGGUGGUGGGGAAAGAAUGAGGGCACUAGCGGCUCCCUAAUGCCUCACCAGAAUGCAGCACUUUGGAAGUCUUUGGCCUCAAUAAGCGGGGGAAAGUAAAAAAACAACACUGCAAGGGAAAAAUAACCACAUCGCAGAAGACUUUGUUGUUUGAUUGUGUUAGUUGGUUGAUUAUUUUUAGCGAAAAAUGUAAAAGACAAAAAUCUAUUUUUAUUUUUUACUUUGUACAAGUACAGUAACUGAUGUACACUGAACAAAAAUAUAAAUGCAACAUGCAACAAUUUCAAAGAUUUUACUGAGUUACAGUUCAUAUAAGGAAAUCAGUCAAUUUAAAUAAAUCAUUAGGGCCUAAUCUAUGGAUUUCACAUGACUGGGAAUACAGAUCUGCAUCUGUUGGUAACAGAUACCUUAAAAACAAAGGUAGGGGCAUGGAACAGAAAACCAGUCAGUAUCUGGUGUGACCACCAUUUGCCUCAUGCAGCGCAACACAUCUUCACAUUGAGUUUAUCAGGCUGUUGAUUGUGGCCUAUGGAAUGUUGUCCCACUCCUCUUCAAUGGCUGUGCUAAGUUAUCGUACACGUCGAUCCAGAGCAUCCCAAACAUGCUCAAUGGGUGACAUGGCUGUUGAAUAUGCAGGUCAUGGAAGAACUGGGACAUUUUCAUCUUCCAGGUUUUGUGUGACAGAUCCUUGCGACAUGGGGCCGUGCAAUAUCAUGCUGAAACGGGAUAGCGCCGAAUGAAUGGCACGACAAUGGGCCUCUGGAUCUUGUCAUGGUAUCUUUGUGCUUUCAAAUUGCCAUUGUUAAAAUGCAAUUGUGUUCGUUGCCUGUAGUCUAUGCCUGCCCAUACCAUAACCCCAACGCCACCAUGGGGCACUCUGUUCACAACGUUGACAUCAGCAAACCGCUCACCCACAUGACGCCGUAUGCCAUCUGCCCGGUGCAGUUGAAACUAUGAUUCAUCCGUGAAGAGCACACUUCUCCAGUGUACCAAUGGCCAUCGAUGGUGAUAACGUCCCAACUGAAGUCGGUUACAACGCCAAACUGCUGUCAGGUCGAGACCCUGGUGAGGACAACGAGCGCGCAGAUGAGCUUCCCUGAGACUGCUUGUGCAGAAAAUCUUCAAUUGUGCAAACCCACAAUUUCAUCAACUGUCCAGGUGGCUGGGCUGAGACAUUCCCGCAGGUGAAGAAGCCGGAUGUGGAGGUCCUGGGCUGAUUGGGUUACACAUGGUCUGCGGUUAUGAGGCAGAUUGUGACGUACUGCCAAAUUCUCUUGCAGGCGGCUUAGGGUAGAGAAAUUAACUUUAAAUUCUCUGGCAACAGCUCUGGUGGACAUUCCUGCAGCCAGCACAUCUAUUGCACACUCCCUCAACUUGAGACAUCUGGGGCAUUGUGUUUGUGUGACAAAACUCCACAUUUUAGAGUGGCCUUUUACCUGUCAGGUGGAUGGAUUAUCUUGGCAAAGGAGAAAUGCUCACUAACAGGGAUGUAACACAUUUGUGCACAACAUUUAGAGAAAUAUGCUUAUUUUGCAUAUGAAAAAUUUGUGGGAUCUUUUAUUUCAGCUCAUGAAACAUGGGACCAACACUUUGUAUGUUUCUUUUAUAUUUGUGUUCAGUAUAAUUACCUCAAACAAAACCUAUUUUACUGUAGAAAAGUUAUAUUGUUGUAAAAUAUAAUUUUAUUUCGUGUAAAAUUUGACACGUUUUAUAAAAAGGAAAGUAAUAAGACAUGUAUUUUUUGUUGCUUUGAAUGGUUGGUUAAUAAUUUGUGGAUUUGUUGUUCCAUAAAUGUAUUUUCUUUAGUUUGUUUUAUUUUACCUUACGGGCAUUUUUGCUUUCUAACAUAGAAGAGAGGACAGUAAAUCAUGUUUGAAUCAUGAUUCGUGGGAUAUUUGAUUCAAUCGGGAACCUAUUCAGUUCCUUUUGGUUCUUUACCUGUGAUUGUGAAACCUGGUGCGUGAUUCAAUCAAACUCGGAUUUCGGUGUUUAAGGAGUAGCUCUCUUUCCCCCUUGGUCAAAUGAAAUGCCAGGAUGGUUAUGGGAACUGUUAAAACCUACUACUACUACCAAGUAGACUCCUCUGACAAGUAUAUUAUUACAUUUUCCACAAUAAGUCUAUGCAUGGACAGUAGUUUGUAAACAAAGGCACUGCUGUAAACAUUCCCAUAGCAAGUUGGAUUGAAUGCCAGACCUUGAGGAAUUGAGGACUCUGAUAAAGUAGUGCACUAUAUAGGGACUAGGGCACAAUUUGGGACGCAGACAAACUGUCACUCAUGAUUUUUGUUAUUUUCUUCAUUUAUUAUAUCUUAACGUAAGUAAUAUGGGGGGGUUUAAUAAAGGGGGGUUUCUUUGUCAUAGUAAUGCCUACUUACGACUCCCUAGCCUGGUUCCAAAUCAGUUUGUGCUGUCUUGCAAAGUCCUUGUGAGUCAUGACUCGUGACCAUAGGAGUUAGCUUGAGUGUCUUUCAGGGGGUGUUCUGUCCAGGGGGUGUACUUUUACAACCACCUGCCUCACCCUACUGAAAUAGAUGGCCUCUUGCCCUAUGGGACGUUCUGGCUCGGACGAGGUUUACUUUCUGUUCAUGCCAUGACAAGCAGAAACAGACUUGCACCCAGACUACAUAGGAGUUUUGGCUAGACAACACGAAUCGAUGUGGGAUCCGGGCUGUACUACUCCCUCUCAUGUAUGAGUGCUCCACUGUUGGUUGUUUUGACCGGCUCUUGUUGUGUAAAUAAUGCUGAUUAAAUUAAUUUAAACAUUUCUCACUUUUUUUAAAAUGGAUUGAUUCUGUCAUUCAAAUUAUUGUGGUAAUUUAUCCUUUAUUUAUUCAGGAGAUCAUAAGGAAAUGUGCAAAAUAUCUUAUGUAAUGUCUGCUGAUGUGAAAAUUGUGGCUCGGAGAAGAUUGUGGAUAUUCAGACCUUGUCCCAUCAUAGCAUAUCUCAGCCCUAAAUAUAACAGAAGCACCAGUUCACACCUCCUUAGGAUAUUGGAAUUGGUCCAAAAUGCUUUUAAAUUAGAUACUUUCUAGCUCCCUAGAAUCGAACCCUACUAAAAAUGACAUUCAGACUACUGAACGUUCUCUAGGUCUAUUCCAUUAGUGGGGUUGUUCCACGAAAUGAGUCACUUUGGCAUGUCCCUCUGUGCACCCUCUGCGACUUCUAGGAAGAUUUUAACCCAUGUUUCACUAAUUGUUGUUGAGCCCUAGUUAUUUUGUUGUUUUGACAAAGUAAUUUCUGGAGAUUAUGUAUUUCAAAUAAAAUGUUAUUUGUCA